Messenger RNA from Pomacea canaliculata, 1447 nucleotides. Its product is annotated as FGFR1 oncogene partner 2 homolog. The record is from RefSeq and is a predicted model, not a curated record. NCBI's taxonomy places the organism in Eukaryota, Metazoa, Mollusca, Gastropoda, Architaenioglossa, Ampullariidae. The transcript has 4 exons. Bases 208 to 879 code for a protein of 223 amino acids.
UUCUACUGAAUCCAGUGUAAUUGAUUUAGCUCCCUUGGAAUAUAACUUCCUCUGGCGUCCAGUUGCAGUAUCUCUCGAUCUAAGUUAAACAGACCGGGUAUCUACUCGACCUUAAUUAAUUUACAUAAAAAAGGUGAGCUAGAUGAAAAGAACCUGAUUCUGCUGGUGACAUCACGACAGCCAUUUCCUAGCAGUGCUCAGCAGGAGAUGUCUCUGACAGUUGAAAAAUUGCUGGGGGAUGCACGAAUGCUGGUUACUAGGUUAAAAGAACAAGACCAUGCAACAGACAGCCUUAUAUCAACAACACAGACCCUGCAAAAGCGCAUUGAUGCCAUGAAGCAGUAUCAGGAUGACUUGACAGAGUUAAACGAGAUAGCCAAGCACAGACCUCGUUCUGCGUUAGUGAUCGGCAUUGCACAGGAAAACAGACAAAUCCGUGAGCUACAGCAGGAGAAGCGAGAACUGGCUCUAGCCUUGGAGGAGCAUCAGUCAGCCCUGCAGCUGAUCAUGCACAAGUAUCGCCAGCACACUGUGAGCCUCCUGCAUGCCAACCGUAUGGAUGCUGCCCUUGCCAGCCGCACUCAACAAUCUCAGCAGGAAGUGUGUCACCUGAUGGACAAAAUGAAAGAGAUGGCCAGUGUGAUGCAGCAAGCUGUGCGAGUGGAUGAUGAGAAUGCUGGACGCCUUCAAGAGCGACUGGCCCAGCUGGAGGUUGAGAACCAGACCCUUCGGCAACUGCUGGAGAUCUGCUCUACAGCCAAGCACCCUAUCUUGUCCUUGGAGGACUUUGGUGAGGAAUCCCAGAACAGCAGCACCAUCAGUGUGAUACAAAAUACUAAAGAUGUUGCAGGUGAUGGAGCUUCUGGUGAUGACAAGUGAACAAUAAGAGCUGGAGAACGACUGAACUUGUUUUCUGGAUGUUACACUUCCUCUGGUCAGUGAUAGUGAAUGGAUGAAAGUAUAGCUGGGUGUGUGUGUGAGAGUGGGAGACAGAGAGAGAAGAUGAGAGAAAAAAUAGGUAUAGCUGUUAACAAUGAAUGAGUGGUCCAUAACAGAUGAACAGGUGAAAUGACCAAAAGAGUUUUCAGUUACUGUUGGUUACUGUUCUUUGUCGUAUCUAUCCGUAUCUAUCUGUGGGGUAGUGAGCUGACAUUACAGUCCAAAAGUGAAAGAAUGGAAGAGGAAACAGAGAAAGAAAGAGAGAGGAAACAAGGUUCCUAGAAAGAAGAGAGAGUCUGACUGAGCAGAUCUUAUGUAGUCAUGGGAUAUCUAAGUAUGUCGGAAAGAAGCAGUGAGGUGAAAGAUGGCAAGCUACCCUUCAGGUGAAGCCACAAAAAUAUGCUUUUAUGGACAUUCAGGGUUAUACCAGGUACACAAGUAUUUAUAUAAAGGGACUUUACCUUGUACCAAUCUUCCUAAACUUAAAAAUAAAGUUAUGUUGAUUUAC